UUCUGCUGAGUGGGGUGUAGUUCAAUCGAAUCGCGUACACUCACUGCAGGCAUCAAAUCUUCUCCACUACAAUACCGAUUGACUUCUGGUUGGUCGAAUGAUCACAUCGAUUCUACACCAGGCCUUCACAUAGAUUCUGUCAAAUCAAAUCAGUGACGGGCCAAAGCCAAGGCCUAUCCUACUCUUGAAGUCUCGACGGCGAGAAAGGGAGGAGGACAACACGCGCGCGCACACAGAGCAGCGGGCGGGGCUGGGUUUGCCUUUUUGUUUUCUUCUAUUUUAUUGGGUAUUUCUCUUUGGCGCGCUUUUCCGACCCGGAACUGAAACCUCUCUCUAUCUCUCUUCCCCAAUUUGAUUUGAUUUCAUGUCAUGAAUGAGUGAAAGCGCAGCAGCCCAAAGAAGACGACAACGGCAACGACGACGUUGAUGGUGUUCUUCUUCUUCUUCUUCAGUUUCUGGGAGCGAAUUGUCUCUGAAAUCUGAACCACGGAGGAGAAGAGAGGCCAGGGGGAUUGAUUUGGAUUUGGGGGAAGGGGAAGAAGAUGCCAGUGGCCAAACCCGAAGCGUCCGAUUCUCGAGUUAUUGCUCACAUCGACAUGGACUGCUUCUAUGUCCAAGUGGAGCAACGGAAGCACCCCCAGCUCAGGGGCUUGCCCACUGCCGUCGUACAGUAUAACUCAUGGAAGGGCGGAGGCCUCAUCGCCGUCAGUUACGAGGCCCGCAACUAUGGCGUCAAGCGCUCUAUGCGAGGGGAUGAAGCAAAGGAAGUCUGUCCUGAGAUACAGCUUGUCCAAGUUCCUGUUGCCCGCGGUAAAGCCGAUUUGAAUACCUACAGAGAAGCUGGUUCUCAGGUGGUAUCAAUUCUCGCAAGGAGGGGCCGCUGCGAACGGUCCUCCAUUGAUGAGGUCUACCUCGAUCUCACCGAUGCAGCAGAAAGGAUGCUCACUGAAACUUCGCCUCAUAGCCUGGAGACAAUAAUUGAAGAAGCUUUGAAGUCGCACGUUUUGGGGAUUACUAGUCGGGAGGAUGGCAUUGAUGUGAAGGAAAAAGUAAGGGAAUGGCUCUGUAAAAGUGAUGCUGAUCGCCGUGAUAAGUUAUUAGCUUGUGGGGUCCUUAUUGUUGCAGACCUCAGGAUGCAAGUCCUCCAGGAGACACAGUUCACAUGCUCAGCAGGGAUUGCUCAUAAUAAGAUGUUAGCAAAGCUUGCUAGUGCAAUGAAUAAGCCUGCACAGCAAACCGCCGUACCUUUUUCCUCUGUAAAAGGACUCCUUGAGUCUUUUCCUAUCAAGAAGAUGAAGCAGCUUGGAGGAAAGCUUGGAAGUUCUUUACAGACUGAUCUUGGUGUGAAUACUGUUGGAGAUCUAUGGCAAUUUUCAGAGGGAAAGCUGCAAGAACGUUAUGGCAUCAAUACUGGCACUUGGCUGUGGAAUAUAGCCAGAGGAAUCAAUGGGGAAGAAGUUGAAGGUCGUCUUCUUCCCAAGAGUCAUGGUUCUGGGAAGACAUUUCCUGGUCCCAGGGCUUUGAAGAAUCUUCCUUCUGUCCAACAUUGGCUCAAUGAGCUGUGUGAAGAGCUGAGUGAGCGUCUACAGUCAGACUUGGAGCACAAUAGGAGGAUUGCCCGGAAUCUGACCCUGCAUGCUCAUGCAUAUAAGCCCAAUGACUCUGAUUCACAUGACAAAUUCCCUUCAAAAUCAUGUGCAUUAAGAUACGGGACUCUGAAGAUUCAAGAAGACGCCAUGAACCUUUUUCAAGUAGGAUUGCGUGAAUUUUUGGACUCAUCCAAAGUUACACAAGGCGGAUGGGGAAUAACGGGACUUUCUGUUUCUGCUAGCAAAAUUAUUGCAAUACCAAGCGGUACAUGUUCAAUCAAAAAAUACUUUCAGGGCCAGCAACCAAUUUGCUCUUCAUCAAAGCCGUUAGAAGAUGGAUAUAUUGAAACAACAGAACAUCCAUCUCUGUCAUUCUCUGGAGAUGAAGAUUCAACCAGCGUCCCAAUAGAAUUACCUGGGCAAGAGGUCCCCUAUUUUCCAUGCAACGGGGUGGACUUUGGCCAGGAAGCUGCAGCUUCAACUUCAGGGCUCACUUUUUGUGUAGGAAGAGAAAGCUGCUCAGAGUCAAAUUUGGUAGAGCCAGAGAGUACAUUGCCUGAAGAACCUAGGCGUGAGCCUAAGACGCAUGCUUUGGAUCAGCAAGUCAGAAAGAAUCCAUCGGUAGAAAAGGGAAAAUCGUCUUCAAUCUUGGACUUCUUUAGAAGGGCCGAUACGAACAGCCCUUUACAGAAGCAGGAUCAAGCUGAUAAAAUGCAAGGCCGCCAUCAGAGUCACAGGAGGGGCUCAAGUCAGGAAAGAGAGACAUGGCAUUACAAGGCUGAUGAGAUUGAUCCCUCAGUGAUUAACGAGUUGCCCCCUGAAUUCCAGGAAGAAGUUCGUGACUGGCUUCGGCCUCUUAAGCGGCCUAAUGUAGUGAAGGGAGGGUCCGGUGUCAGUAUUGCGUCUUUCUUCUCAUCAACCAAUAAACCCUAGCUCCCCCCUCCUCUCCUUGCAUUGUGGUCGAAAUAUUGUCCCUCACAAGAACUUCAGAGAAGCACCAUUUGUAGCGACAAAUGGUUGGAUAUGUGUAUUUUAUUGAUCAAUUUGUAUUCCUUGAUUGUAAACAUGAGCUUUAUGUUGUCUGCAGGUUGAACUCUCUCUUAACAAUGAUUGUCUAAUAUUUUAUUUAAGUUAAUCCACAUCUAAUAGUC
This is a messenger RNA of Punica granatum (pomegranate), 2740 nucleotides long. The record is from RefSeq and is a predicted model, not a curated record. Lineage: Eukaryota; Viridiplantae; Streptophyta; Magnoliopsida; Myrtales; Lythraceae.